GGUGGCGACGGAUCACAACAUUGAUAACACCACAUCCAUCCUAAGAGACUGGCUCAUCCAGGUGCAGAACUACUAUCAUUAUGUGGAGUGGCGACCUGAAGAAGAACCCAGGGCUUUUGUGGACGAGGUGGGGCCAAAGCACUGGAAUAAUCUCCGUUAUGAACACGUGAUGAAGCUCCGACAGGCAGCGCUGGACACUGCCCGUGAGAUCUGGGCCGACUACCUCCUGAUGGUUGACUGUGACAACCUGCUCACCAGUCGGGAUGUGCUGUGGAAGCUGAUGAGGGAGAACAAGACCAUCGUAGCUCCCAUGUUGGAGUCCAGAGCUGCGUACUCCAACUUCUGGUGUGGGAUGACUUCACAGGGUUAUUACAAGCGUACUCCAGCAUAUAUGCCCAUUCGCAGACGAGAGCGUAAGGGCUGUUUCGCUGUACCGAUGGUCCACUCGACCUACCUGGUGGAUCUGAGGAAAGCGGCUUCUCGUGAGCUGGCUUUUUAUCCUCCACACCCGGAGUACAGUUGGGCACUGGAUGAUGUUAUCAUCUUUGCUUACUCCGCUCGCAUGGCAGAUGUGCAGAUGUAUGUGUGCAACAAAGAGACYUACGGGUAUUUUCCAGUGCCGAUGCGUUCCCAUGCAACCCUGCAGGAUGAGGCAGAGAGUUUUUUGCAUACUCACCUUGAGAUCAUGGUGAAUAAUCCGCCGUUGGAGCCCUCCAGCAUCCUGUCUCUUACUCCAAAGCAGUCUAAUAAGAUGGGCUUUGAUGAGGUUUUUAUGAUAAACCUGGUACGGAGAUCUGAUCGCCGUGAACGAAUGCUAAGAACUCUGAAUGAGAUGGAGCUCAGCUGUAAGGUUAUUGCUGCUGUGGAUGGCAAAUAGUGGAACGUGACCUGCAGACCUCCCUGGUCCUCGAGGAUGACCUUCGUUUUGAGGUUUUCUUCAAACGUCGUCUUCAGGCUCUGCUGCAGGAGGUGACAACACACAAGCUGGACUGGGAUCUCAUUUAUAUUGGACGGAAAAGGAUGCAGGUUGACCACUCAGAGAAAUCUGUCCCCAACAUCCACAACCUGGUGGAGGCAGAUUACUCCUACUGGACUCUUGGCUACAUGUUGACAUUACAAGGAGCCCAAAAACUCCUCAGAGCUGAACCUCUGAAAAAGAUGCUUCCUGUUGAUGAGUUCCUCCCUGUGAUGUACAACAAACAUCCAAUUUUGGAGUACAUGGAUCACUUUGAGCACAGAGACCUACACGCUUUCUCUGCCGAGCCGCUCCUGGUGUUUCCGACCCAUUACACGGGAGAUCUGGGCUACAUCAGUGACACAGAAACGUCAGUGGUGUGGGACAACGAGACGGUCAAAACAGACUGGGAUCGAGCCAAGUCGAGGAAAACUCAGGAACAAGGAGAGCUGAGCUUUAAGGCCCAGAACUCUGACGUGCUGCAGUCUGAACUGGAGAACUGGAGCGCACGGGACGAGCUGUGAUCAAGAAGUUCAAACAGGAAGUGGAAAAGAACUCUGUACAGUAAAAAGGGAGGUAGAACACAGCUGUGAUAGCAGGUGCAGCCAUAGAUGAUUGACACCUGCUUAAUGAGGGGAAAUGGUUUCUUACUAAUGGCUCUUUCUCUCAGGAGAUUAGAUGUAGAGUUAACUCUUGAAGAGUCAACUAACAGUAUUUGUUUUAUUUAUUGCAUCAGUCUGKUUCAAAAAUACUUUUCAAACUACAUACAUUUGAAUGUACAUGAAUGUUUGCAUCUUCAAACCAUUAAACCUUUCCAUAAUUAUAUCUUAAAACUUAAUGUUUUUGGUUAAAAUUGGAGAAUUUCUUAUAUGAAUUAUUAUUGCAUUUCUGUUUGUACAGACAAAAAUGCUUCACUAGAAGAAACCAACCACCCUCCCCCCAACAUAUUCUUUAUUUUCUCCUUCCCUGUUCCAACAUGUGACUUGUUACAAGUGGCUGCAGUCAGUUUGACCAACAUAUUAAUAUUUUUAGGAUUUAUUCAGAAAAUUAUUUUGUCUUGGCAUUAUUUCUUUUCAAAUCAUCUUUUGACACUUGGAAUUGUCUUUUGAUGCAUUUGGGGUUCCCUAAAAACCCCAGCUCUUUGUAUUUUAUUGUUUAUGUCUAAAGUUUGUUUGCAUUAUUGAAUGUAUCUGUUUUAUCACCAAAGCAUUCUCACCUUUGUACAACAGCAGAUUGACAUUUAGCUGUUUUUAUUGCAGCUUUUGUUGCAUGUUUGUCAAAAUAAAAGAAAAUAGAUUUUUAGAAACCUC
Messenger RNA from Austrofundulus limnaeus, 2265 nucleotides. RefSeq names its product procollagen galactosyltransferase 1. Lineage: Eukaryota; Metazoa; Chordata; Actinopteri; Cyprinodontiformes; Rivulidae. Gene Ontology annotation, molecular function: procollagen galactosyltransferase activity. The record is from RefSeq and is a predicted model, not a curated record.